AUGGAAGAUUGCGUUAAUUCGACUUGUGCUACAGGUUGUAAUACUUGGAUGGUUGGAAAUUCCAUCUGCGAUGGAGCCUGCUAUGUUGAAGAAUGUGAAUAUGACAAAACAGACUAUAUUUGUGCACCAUUUUGCUCUGAUAAUCUUUUGAAAAAUGGGAUUUAUGAUGAAGUCUGCAAUAAUUUGAACUGUAAAUUUGACAAUGGGGAUUGUGGUUACUGCAAUUCUGAAUGCUCAGAAAAAAUGCUAGCAAAUAAUCUAUUUGAUCCAGAAUGAAUACAAAAGAGUGUCAGUGAGAUUAUUAUGCUUGUGGAUGCGCUGAUGGGUGCGCAGUUAAGGAUUAUGGAAGCUGCAAACCUGAAUGCUUAG
This is a messenger RNA of Blepharisma stoltei, 369 nucleotides long. The record is from the annotation of a GenBank genome assembly. Lineage: Eukaryota; Ciliophora; Heterotrichea; Heterotrichida; Blepharismidae.